AUGUCUGCUCUUCGUGCAUUUACCUCUGCAACCAAGGCUGCUACUCAACAAUCUGCUUUCCGUCUCGCACCUGCCAUGGCUGUUGGCGCUACUCGUGCCUAUUCCUCCAAGACCAAGUCCUUGAAGGAGCGUCUCUCUGAACUCAUUCCUGAGGAACAAGCCAAGGUCAAGGCCUUCAAGAAGGAGUAUGGUUCCAAGGUUCUUGGUGAAGUUACUCUUGACCAAGCCUAUGGUGGUAUGCGUGGUAUCAAGGGUCUUGUUUGGGAAGGUUCAGUCCUCGAUGCUGAGGAGGGUAUCCGUUUCCGUGGUUUGACCAUUCCUGAUUGUCAAAAGGCCCUUCCUGGUGCCGAAGAGGGUGGUGAGCCUCUCCCUGAAUCUCUCUUCUGGUUGCUUGUUACCGGUGAAGUCCCUACUACCGAACAAGUCAAGUCUCUCUCUGCUGAAUGGGCUGCUCGUUCUGACAUCCCUGAAUUCGUUGAGGAACUCAUUGACCGUUGUCCCAAGACUCUUCACCCCAUGUCUCAAUUCUCUCUUGCUGUCAAUGCCCUUCAACACGAUUCUCAAUUCGCCAAGGCUUACACUGAGGGUAUUCACAAGUCUCAAUACUGGGAUCCUACCUUUGAGGAUACCAUGGAUUUGAUCGCCAAGCUCCCCAAGGUUGCUGCUCGUAUCUACCGUAACAUCUACAAGGAUGGUAAGCUCGCUGAGAUCGACGCCGACAAGGAUUACUCUUACAACUUCUCCAAGCUCUUGGGCUUCGAGAGCAACAAGGACUUUGUUGAAUUGAUGCGUCUCUACCUCACCAUUCACUCUGAUCACGAAGGUGGUAACGUCUCUGCUCACACUACCCAUUUGGUCGGUUCUGCCCUCUCUGAUCCUUAUCUCUCUUUCGCCGCCGGUUUGAACGGUUUGGCUGGUCCUCUCCACGGUUUGGCUAACCAAGAAGUCCUCCGUUGGACCUUGAAGUUGAAGGAUACUAUUGGUAUCGAUGCCUCUGAAGAAGAUAUCAAGAAGUACCUUUGGGAUACCCUCAACGGUGGCCAAGUCGUUCCUGGUUAUGGCCAUGCUGUCUUGCGUAAGACUGAUCCCCGUUACACUGCUCAACGUGAGUUCGCCUUGAAGCACUUGCCCGAUGAUCCUCUCUUUGGUUUGGUUUCCAAGUUGUACCACAUUAUUCCUGGAGUUCUUACUGAACAUGGUAAGACUAAGAACCCCUGGCCCAAUGUCGAUGCUCACUCUGGUGUCCUCCUCCAAUACUACGGUCUCACUGAACAAGAUUACUACACUGUUCUCUUUGGUGUUUCUCGUGCCCUCGGUGUUACAUCUCAGUUGAUCUGGGAUCGUGCUCUUGGUGCUCCCCUUGAGAGACCAAAGAGUUUCUCUACUCGUGCUUUGAUGAACAUGUUUGGUGCUGCCAAGUAA
Mucor velutinosus is the source of this 1422-nucleotide messenger RNA. RefSeq lists its product as uncharacterized. The transcript has 6 exons. The record is from RefSeq and is a predicted model, not a curated record. Lineage: Eukaryota; Fungi; Mucoromycota; Mucoromycetes; Mucorales; Mucoraceae. Gene Ontology annotation, cellular component: mitochondrial matrix. Gene Ontology annotation, biological process: citrate metabolic process; tricarboxylic acid cycle; carbohydrate metabolic process. Bases 1 to 1422 code for a protein of 473 amino acids.